Molecule: messenger RNA, 420 nt
Organism: Verticillium dahliae VdLs.17
Lineage: Eukaryota; Fungi; Ascomycota; Sordariomycetes; Glomerellales; Plectosphaerellaceae
Exons: 1
Coding region: 1-420 (139 amino acids)
Source: RefSeq, a predicted model, not a curated record
AUGACGGCGCUCACGUGUCUCAACCUUGCCGUGCGCGGCUGGAUGCUCGUGGCCUGGCUCGACCGGUGGACGGCGCAGGGCGACGACGUGGGUCAUGUGCGGCCGCGGUUGGGCGCCGCGUUCGUCGCCCUGUCGUGGACGGCGACGACGGCUGGGUUGGGGGCCGUGCUGUGCGUGCUCGCGAGGCUGUUGCUUGCGCAGCGCACGAGCUGGAUAGACCAGCAAGGCGCUGCCCCUGGUCUGGGGGACGCCGAGACCGAGGCCCAUGGGCAGCGCCAUGUCGGGUUGGAAGAACCGGCGGCGAGGACUGGGCUUCCUGACGCACAGCUGAAGGGGUACUCGGAUGCUGAUCCGGAUGCACCUCUCCCAGGUCGUGCCGCUGAGGCUGAACCGUCGAAAGGUCCACCGAGGAAUGCAUGA